AGUGAGUGCCUCCCGUCUCUUCUACCCGAACCCCCCCUCCCCCCCCCAGCAGAGAGACCCCAGCAGCAGCAGCAGCUGAUGAUGAAGAGAGAGGCAGUGGCAGAGGGGGGGCACCUUUUAUUUCUAUUUUUAAAGGGACAGGACACUAAUUUUACCCCACUUCAACCUUGAAUUGAGGGGGGUGGGGGGAAGGCGGCUGAGUUCCUUCCCCCACCCUCCAGCCCUGAGACCUGAGAGGGGGAUUGAGCCUGAGAGAGAAGAAGAAGGAGUUUCUUCUUCUUCGAAAACCCCCAUCCACGACUCCUACCCCCUCACCCCUCCACUAGCCUCCCUCCCGAGCCCCCUCCACCCUCCUCCUCUUUGGCCGUGAGAGGAGGAGAGAAAGAGACCAAAAGCCUCUUAGCAACACAGACCCUUCUCUGCUGCUGCUGCUGCUGCUACUGCUGCUGCUGCUUGGCCCUGGCUGGAGACAUCUCACUACACCCAGGAGCAGCCACUUCCCCAGCUCUCCUCCUCCUUCGCCUCCUCCUCCUCCACUCCCCCCCCUUUAUUACCCUUUGUGUCAUCCUCCACAGCUCCAGGGAAGGCACUCAAAAGUGGGGGGCAGGAAAGAUGCUUAUUGAGGAUGCCAGUUUCUGCAUAUGGGAAGUAGAUAUUGAAGGUUAUAUGGUUUACAGACAAGAUCUUUAAAAUAUAGAUACUCAAGAGAGAAGAGGUACUCCCUUAUAGGGACUCAUAAAGGCAUAGAGCAUCUAGAGAUUUACUGCCUCCAUUACGCUGCUGGCUCUCACAGCACUUGUUAUGUUUUUAUCAGUUUCUCUCCAGAAGUAAGAAAUUCAUCAUUCAGAGUGGGAAAGAAAGUCACAGAAUCUCAAGAGAUUGGAAACCCAAGUGCCUACAGAGGCCAGGCUGGUGGGAAUGAAGCAGGAAGCCACUGCACUGAACUGGAGAGCCAAGUCCUUUCUGAAGGAGCAGUCACUGCUCCGUUCCAGAUAAUUGUUGCAAGGCAGGAAUGUUGACCUAGUAUUACCACAUCAUCCAGUCUCUCAGGCUACAUUAUUGGAAUUUUGAAGACAUGAAAACAUCAGAUGAACCAACCUGCAACAUCUUGGAUUCAGAUUGGAAGAUGAAGAGAAAGUUUAAAGAAUGUGGCCUCUAAAGGCGGGUAGUACCUGGAAAUAUUAACCGACUCACACUGUAAAAAUGAGACCGGUUUCUAGACAAUAGAGGUUAUUUUAGUCUGACAUCAAGGUUCAAGACAAAAUGUUGAACUAAAAACUUUACACUCCUCCCCUCCCCCACUUCAGACAGGUACCAGCAUUGGUGAAUAUGAUUUUCCUUAGUCAGAAGCACUCAUUUUUACCCAUGUAGACCAUCCUUAGGAAUUAAAUAUUGGUUAUUUAAUGUAGAUUAUAAUGGGAAACUGAUUUUUUCCACAAUGGCAGAUUUCAAGGACUUGGUUCCAAACUGAGCCGAAGCUUCCCAAUGCAUUUUGUACAGUCUGGGAAAAACUGUGCUGCACUGGCCAUUUUUGAAGGCCAUCAUGCCCUGUAAUAUAAGGAUAUCAUCUUAUUGCUGAUAUCUUUGGAAAGUCCCAAGCAGACACAGAAAAUGAAUGGAGGCAAGGACUGUGACGGAGGGGACAAAGAUGGAGGUCUUCCAGCUAUACAAGUUCCUGUGGGUUGGCAGCGUCGUGUGGAUCAAAAUGGAGUGCUUUAUGUCAGUCCCAGUGGGUCUUUGUUAUCUUGCUUGGAGCAGGUUAAAACAUACCUGCUUACUGACGGAACAUGCAAGUGUGGCUUGGAAUGUCCUCUUAUUCUUCCCAAGGUGUUUAAUUUCGAUCCUGGAGCUGCUGUGAAACAGAGAACCGCAGAAGAUGUUAAAGCAGAUGAAGAUGUCACAAAGCUAUGCAUACAUAAAAGAAAAAUCAUUGCAGUGGCCACACUUCAUAAGAGCAUGGAAGCCCCACAUCCUUCUCUGGUGCUCACCAGUCCUGGGGGAGGAACAAAUGCAACUCCAGUGGUACCUUCUCGGGCAGCAACUCCAAGAUCUGUAAGAAAUAAGUCGCAUGAAGGAAUUACAAAUUCUGUAAUGCCUGAAUGUAAGAAUCCUUUCAAGUUAAUGAUUGGAUCAUCCAAUGCCAUGGGAAGGCUAUAUGUACAAGAACUGCCUGGAAGCCAGCAACAAGAACUCCACCCCAUCUACCCCCGGCAGAGACUGGGCAGCAGUGAACAUGGACAGAAAUCUCCAUUCCGUGGCAGCCAUGGAGGCCUCCCCAGCCCAGCAUCGUCAGGUUCCCAGAUAUAUGGAGAUGGCUCAAUCUCUCCAAGGACUGACCCACUUGGAAGCCCUGAUGUUUUCCCAAGAAAUAAUCCUGGUUUUCAUGGAGCUCCCAAUUCUAGUCCUAUUCAUCUAAAUAGGACUCCUCUUUCUCCACCUUCAGUAAUGCUACACGGUUCUCCCGUACAGUCAUCCUGUGCAAUGGCUGGAAGGACUAAUAUACCUCUUUCCCCAACCUUGACUACAAAGAGUCCAGUAAUGAAAAAACCAAUGUGUAAUUUUUCAACUAAUAUGGAAAUACCACGAGCAAUGUUCCACCACAAACCACCCCAAGGCCCACCUCCCCCUCCUCCACCUUCUUGUGCUCUUCAGAAAAAGCCAUUAACAUCCGAGAAAGAUCCACUUGGCAUUCUUGACCCUAUUCCCAGUAAACCGGUGAAUCAGAACCCUGUUAUCAUUAAUCCAACUAGUUUCCAUUCAAAUGUCCACUCUCAGGUACCUGUGAUGAAUGUAAGCAUGCCUCCUGCUGUUGUUCCUUUGCCAAGUAAUCUCCCUUUGCCAACCGUAAAACCUGGUCAUAUGAAUCAUGGGAGUCAUAUACAAAGAGUUCAGCAUUCAGCUUCAACCUCCCUGUCCCCUUCUCCAGUGACAUCCCCAGUGCACAUGAUGGGGACUGGAAUUGGAAGGAUUGAGGCAUCGCCCCAAAGAUCACGCUCAUCUUCCACAUCAUCAGAUCACGGAAAUUUCAUGAUGCCACCUCUAGGACCCCAGGCCACUUGUAGUGGUAUUAAGGUUCCACCCAGGUCACCAAGGUCAACAAUAGGGUCCCCAAGGCCAUCAAUGCCAUCAAGCCCUUCUACCAAGUCCGAUGGACACCAUCAGUACAAGGAUAUCCCUAACCCAUUAAUUGCUGGAAUGAGUAAUGUACUAAAUUCCCCAAGCAGUGCAGCUUUUCCGACUGCAUCUGCCGGAAGUGGUUCCAUAAAGAGUCAGCCUGGUUUGCUGGGAAUGCCUUUAAAUCAGAUCUUGAACCAGCACAAUGCUGCCUCCUUUCCAGCAAGUAGUUUACUCUCAGCAGCAGCCAAAGCACAGCUAGCAAAUCAAAACAAACUUGCUGGUAACAACUGUAGCAGCAGUAGCAAUUCUGGAGCUGUUGCUGGCAGUGGCAACACUGAAGGACAUAGCACUUUAAACACCAUGUUCACUCCUACUGCCAACAUGCUUCUCCCAACAGGGGAAGGGCAAAGUGGUCGAGCAGCACUAAGAGAUAAGCUGAUGUCUCAGCAAAAAGACUCAUUGCGGAAAAGAAAACAGCCACCUACCACAGUGUUGAGUUUGCUCAGACAGUCUCAAAUGGAUAGUUCUGCAGUUCCUAAACCUGGACCCGACUUGCUAAGAAAGCAGGGUCAGGGUUCAUUUCCCAUCAGUUCAAUGUCUCAGUUACUACAGUCUAUGAGUUGUCAAAGCUCUCACUUGAGUAGCAAUAGUACCCCGGGUUGUGGGGGCUCAAAUACUGCUUUGCCUUGCUCUGCUAACCAGCUGCAUUUUACAGAUCCCAAUAUGAACUCCAGUGCUCUUCAGAAUUCACUGACACAGAACAUACCUUUGAGAGGGGAAGCCGUGCACUGCCACAAUGCAAACACUAACUUUGUUCACAGUAACAGCCCAGUCCCAAACCACCAUCUUGCAGGUUUAAUAAAUCAGAUUCAGGCUAGCGGGAACUGUGGGAUGCUCAGUCAGUCGGGCAUGGCUUUAGGAAAUUCAUUACAUCCCAAUCCACCUCAGUCAAGAAUUUCAACGUCCUCCACUCCAGUGAUACCAAACAGCAUUGUUAGCAGCUAUAAUCAAACAAGUUCUGAAGCAGGCGGUUCAGGACCAUCAUCCUCCAUAGCCAUAGCUGGCACCAGCCACCCUGCCAUCACAAAGACAACAUCUGUUCUUCAAGAUGGCGUCAUAGUUACCACCGCAGCUGGAAACCCACUGCAGAGUCAGCUGCCUAUUGGGAGUGAUUUUCCUUAUGUUGGCCAAGAGCACGCACUUCAUUUUCCAUCCAACAGCACUUCAAACAACCAUCUUCCACACCCCUUGAACCCCAGCCUCCUCAGUUCUCUACCUAUCUCUUUGCCAGUGAAUCAACAGCAUCUCCUAAACCAGAAUCUAUUAAAUAUCCUCCAGCCUUCAGCAGGAGAAGGCAAGUCUGAGAUCAACCUCCACCCUUUAGGUUUUCUCAACCCGAAUGUAAACGCUGCUUUAGCUUUUCUCUCCGGUGACAUGGAUGGGCAGGUAUUGCAGCCUGUUCACUUUCAGCUCUUAGCAGCCCUGCUUCAGAACCAAGCCCAAGCAGCUGCCAUGCUUCCCCUGCCAUCUUUCAAUCUGACCAUCUCAGAUCUUUUGCAACAGCAAAAUACCCCUUUACCCUCAUUAACACAGAUGACAGCCCCACCAGACCAUUUGCCAAGCAAUCAGUCAGAGAACAGCCGAGCUGAGACCCUUUUAACCAGCCCCCUGGGGAACCCUUUACCGAGCUUUGCAGGCAGUGACACUACUUUUAACCCCCUGUUCCUCCCAGCUGUCACUGGGGCCUCAGGAUUAAUGGCCUUGAAUCCCCAGCUGUUGGGAGGUGUCCUGAACUCAGCAUCGGCCAACACCGCUAAUCAUCCAGAGGUUUCCAUAGCAACUUCCUCCCAGGCAACCACUACCACAACCACUACAUCAUCAGCAGUGGCAGCACUGACUGUCUCAACACUUGGUGGGACAGCAGUGGUGUCAAUGGCAGAAACAUUGCUGAAUAUAUCUAAUAAUGCUGGGAAUACACCUGGUCCAGCUAAACUCAACAGUAACUCUGUGGUGCCACAGCUACUUAACCCUCUACUGGGGACAGGUCUGCUUGGUGACAUGUCCUCAAUAAACAAUACAUUGAAUAACCAUCAACUGACUCAUCUGCAGUCGCUGUUAAACAACAAUCAGAUGUUUCCUCCAAAUCAGCAGCCGCAGCAGCAACUUCUCCAGGGGUACCAGAACCUGCAAGCAUUUCAAGGACAGCCCACAAUUCCUUGCCCGGCUAACAGUAACCCUAUGGCUUGUCUGUUUCAGAACUUUCAGGUGAGAAUGCAGGAAGAUGCAGCUCUCCUAAACAAAAGAAUAAGCACUCAGCCGGGGCUCACAGCUCUUCCUGAGAAUCCAAACACCCCACUUCCACCUUUCCAAGAUCCAUCUUGUGAGUUGCAGCCGAGGAUUGACUCAUCUCUUGGUCAGCAGGUGAAGGACGGCCUCAUUGUGGGCGGCCCAGGCGAUGCUUCUGUGGAUGCCAUUUACAAAGCAGUGGUUGAUGCAGCCAGCAAAGGAGUGCAGGCUGUCAUCACCACUGCAGUCAACAGUACAACUCAGAUCAGCCCCAUUCCAGCUCUGAGUGCCAUGAGUGCCUUCACUGCCUCGAUUGGUGACCCAUUAAGUCUCCCCAGUGCUGUCAGUGCAGUCAUUCAUGGACGAAACAUGGGCAGUGUCGAUCAUGAUGGUAGGCUAAGGAAUGCAAGAGGGGCUCGGCUGCCCAGGAAUCUGGACCAUGGGAAGAACUCAAAUGAAGGAGAUGGGUUUGAAUAUUUCAAGUCAGCAAGUUGCCACACAUCCAAAAAACAGUGGGAUGGGGAGCAAAGCCCUGGAGGGGAGCGAAACAGGUGGAAGUGUGAGGAAUUCUUAGAUCAUCCAGGCCAUGUCCACAGUAGUCCUUGUCACGAAAGGUCCAACAAUGUCUCCACACUGCCAUUUCUGCCUGGGGAACAGCACCCGGUACUGUUACCACCAAGAAACUGUCAAGGGGAUAAAAUUCUGGAGGAAAAUUUCAGGUAUAAUAACUACAAAAGAACUAUGAUGAGUUUUAAGGAGAGACUAGAGAACACUGUGGAAAGAUGCGCACACAUUAAUGGGAACAGACCUCGACAGAGUCGGGGCUUUGGAGAGCUGCUGGGCACUACAAGGCAAGACCUGGUCCUAGAGGAGCAAUCUCCAAGCUCCUCAAAUAGUUUGGAAAAUUCUCUAGUCAAAGACUACAUCCAUUACAAUGGAGACUUUAAUGCCAAAAGCAUUAAUGGGUGUGUGCCUAGCCCUUCAGACGCUAAGAGCAUUAGUAGUGAAGAUGACCUAAGGAAUCCAGAUUCCCCUUCUUCAAAUGAGUUGAUACAUUAUAGGCCAAGGACGUUCAAUGUUGGCGACUUGGUCUGGGGCCAAAUCAAAGGACUCACUUCUUGGCCUGGAAAAUUAGUAAGAGAAGACGACGUUCACAAUUCAUGUCAACAAAGCCCCGAGGAAGGGAAGGUGGAGCCCGAGAAGUUGAAGACACUAACAGAAGGUUUAGAAGCCUACAGCCGAGCCCGGAAAAGGAACAGAAAAAGUGGAAAGCUAAAUAACCAUUUAGAAGCUGCUAUUCAUGAGGCCAUGAGUGAACUGGACAAAAUGUCUGGGACUGUUCACCAAAUCCCACAGGGAGACAGACAAAUGAGACCCCCCAAACCCAAGAGGAGGAAGAUCUCCAGAUAACAGGGACUACUCCACCAAUGCGCAGUGUUUAUUAAAGGAACGUGCACAGAUAUUAUCUCUAUAUAGGUAUUGAUAUAGCCACUGUUAUAUCAGUAUUUAUACUAUGGCAGAUAGCUACCACCACCACAGGGUGCUAAAAGAAACAGUGAUACGAUAUUUUUUUUUUGAUGAGGAAGGAUAAUGAAUGCUGGAAAACCAAUCAAAAUCCCUGAAUGAUGAGAGUAAUAAAUGGUCAAGAGAUUACUGAGAAACUUUUUCUAUAAUACUAAAAUUGUGAUUAUAAGAAAUGUCCACAUGUUUCUGAAGAAUUUUCAAUGUUGUAUAUAGAAAAUGCAGAAUUUCAUGGCGAUAUCAGAAAUGUAAAUAUUGUACAAUAUUGUCAUGUACAAGCGUACCUAAUGCACACUUUAUCUUUUAUUGUACAAAGAAAUAGUGUACAAAAUCCUUUGGUUUCUAUGGAGUACACCUACCAGAGACUACCAGUGUAAAGUGAUAAAUAAAAAUACAACCUAAAUGCUUUUCUAUGAUAAUGUAAAAGAUGCUGUUUUUGUAUUUAACAGCAGAGAAAAGGCAUGACGAUGUAUUACCUGAAUUAUGACAUACAUUGCACACCACCGAGUGUCCAUUUCUAUUGUCUGUUUGGAAUGAACCUUAUCCGGAAGCACUGGACCCGAUUUCGGGUGCCUAGGAAAUCAAAACCUUGCAGAUUCCUAAAGGGAUGAGGGCUCACAGGUCUAAAUUAAGAAUUCAGAAACUGCAACCAUUUGUUGCAUAUUUUUUUUACCUAAGUUUUAAAGUAGAAUAGGUUUUAUAAAAAAAAAAAAUCUUAGAUGGAAUAUUUUACUCAGUCAUUUCUGUAGUUAAUGUUUGAUAGCCACCUCUUGACUCAGAUAGCUUAGGCCGCACCACCACGGAUGCUCAGAGUUGAAUUUUUUUGGCAAACAAUACCGGACAAGAUAAAACUCUGUUUCCACACCUGGAGGCAAAAGCCCCCCUUCAAAACCAUUAUCAGAGGUAAGGUUGAUUAUAAGUCAGUUUUCUUGUAGUGGCAAAAAAAAAAAAAAAAAAAAAUACCAAUCAUCACAGCAAGUGUCAUAGCCAUUCAUCAGUAUUACUCAAACCAGAAGUGAAGGUGGCUUACAAAAUUAUUAGCAAUGGUAAUUUUUUAUCAGUAUUAUGUAACAUAUCAGAUUUAUUUUAUUUAAAGAAUUAUUUAUACCAUUAACAGAUUCUUAUAUAUAUUAAUGUGGCUGAAAUGUGCAGGUUAAAUCUAUUAACCAAAUUAUUUAUAUUAUAUUAAGUAAGAAAAAAAUGUGAAACAAAUGUAGAGAGAAAAUACUACAUUACAAGUAUACAAACCUAAAACUGUGAGCCAUUGUAAAGUACAAGGUUAUUAAUAAGAAAUGUAGCACAACAUGAUUUUCCGUCUUUUUUCACGAUUUUUGUGGUGGUGGUAUAACCCUGUCUCCCACGCACUUGAGAGAAGUUUCAGGCCUCCAGCCUGACUUCAGCUGAUGGAUUGUCAAAAGAAGGGAUCCAUUAUCCCUUUAUUCUUAGAAUCACCAGCCCCCACCCCUAAACCCAUAAACCCCUAGAGAGCGCUCGCUGCCUUGUCCCCUAGCCUGGGGCUCACUCAACAGCUUCAUGCUCCAGUUGCCGGGAGCCCUUCAAUAGCAGGCUCUAGACCCCCAGAUGCCCACCACCUCCACUAUCCCUCCUCUCUCAUCCACCCCGCAUACUCCUCACUCCCACGAUGUAGCAGAGUUCCAGUAACUCAGGAAAAAGGAGACCAAGGUCAUUCUUCCAGUUGGUUUCUUGGGGCCACAGCACAGAGCACUCCACCAGGGCUCACUUUUGAUAGCAACAGCUCCUUAGUUCUUCCCCCCAGGGUCUCCUGGGUCUCCUGUGUCUCACUGUACUUUCACUCCCACCCUCACCCCUACCCCCACGCCUGAUGGAAUACAACUGGCAUCCAGGCUUCAUGGCCUGGAGGCAGGAAACCUUCCUUGUAGGGGUAGGUCCAUUUUGUCUUUCAUGUAACAGUGGGAUUGCCUGCCGGUCCUUCACGCAGUCGCCCUAAGUAAUCUUUUGUGUAGUUCAGUUGACACAUCUUUGCGUGUUUGCUAUGUUUAAACCAUAAAUGUCCUUUGUUGUCCCCCCACCGAUCUGCUUUUCUACUGUUCUGUCUACAUGGUUGUUUUUAUUCCCAGAUAGAUGCAUAUGCGUGUUUGUGCAUGAUGUGUGUCUGCGUAUAUGUGGGUGUGGAUGUGUGUGUUGAUACGUAGAAGUUUUUUUAGCCUUUCCUGUCUUUAGAACGAGUUUGUGUCCACCUGGCCUUCUUUUAGAUAUUUUAAGCUAAUUAGAUGUGUGGUUCCCCACCAAUGUAUACUUUACAUCUGUAGACCAUGUAAAGUAUGUUUGUGCCCAUGAUUUCACUGGUUGCUUAUGGCUUUGAUGUGGCUGCUAGGUGUUGUUGUUCCAGUCCACAUGGGGUUUUCCCCCCUCUCUUUUACAGUUAUAUGGUUUCGUGUAAGCAGUUAAUGUAAAUAUUGUUAGCAUUACAGGUCAUGCAGUGCUGUAACAUUUUUUUAAAUGUUGCACCUACUUUACAAUUAAAAACUUGGUCACUCAUACUUGAA
Messenger RNA from Felis catus (domestic cat), 9452 nucleotides. It is a transcript of the gene MBD5, whose product is annotated as methyl-CpG binding domain protein 5. NCBI's taxonomy places the organism in Eukaryota, Metazoa, Chordata, Mammalia, Carnivora, Felidae. Gene Ontology annotation, molecular function: DNA binding; chromatin binding. Gene Ontology annotation, cellular component: nucleus; chromocenter. The transcript is spliced from 15 exons. The record is from RefSeq and is a predicted model, not a curated record. The coding region runs from base 1612 to 6813 and encodes 1733 amino acids.